This is a messenger RNA of Naumovozyma dairenensis CBS 421, 717 nucleotides long. Its product is annotated as bifunctional 4-hydroxy-4-methyl-2-oxoglutarate aldolase/oxaloacetate decarboxylase. The transcript has a single exon. Bases 1 to 717 code for a protein of 238 amino acids. Lineage: Eukaryota; Fungi; Ascomycota; Saccharomycetes; Saccharomycetales; Saccharomycetaceae. The record is from RefSeq and is a predicted model, not a curated record.
AUGAACGACGAGGAAAAAAUAUGCAACACGUUAAAAGAGUUUACUACAUGCGAUAUAGCAGAUGCCUUAUUGAACUUGUACAAGAUAAAAGGAGGGAGUUACAUCCCCAACCUUACAAGACAGUCAGCCUUCACUGAACCUCUAGUUGGCCCGAUCAGCACCGUCUUGUUUGUUCCCAUUGAUGAUCCUCGCCCUGCUAUAAAUUAUAUUGAUAAUUUGAAACCUGGGAGUGUUCUAAUGUUAGGAUUCCCUUUGGAAUUCCAAUUGAAGUAUGCGCCUUAUGUAACUAUGUCUGAGGCAAUUUAUGGUGGAUUGAUGUCUAAGAGAGCUCAGUAUCAAGGGUGUAAUGGUACCAUUGUUUUUGGAAGGAUUAGAGAUGUUGAUGAGCAUAUUGCUUUGAAGUUCCCUGUGUUUAGCUAUGGGGUGAGUGCCUGCAGUGCUAACGGUAGAUUUAAGCCUAUUUUAAUGGAUGGCCUUUUGAAAAUUGUGAACUUUGACAAUAAGCCGAUGGAAUUAUCUUCUAGUGGCUAUGUGAUUUGUGAUAAAAAUGGUGCUGUCUAUAUACCAAAGUAUGUUAUAGAUGAUUUUGACAGGUUCAUUGAAUAUGUCAAGUUAUCUUGUGAAGUUGACGAGAAGAUCGCAGACGAUAUCGGAAAAGGUAAACCAGCAAAACAAGCCCAAGUAGAAAGAAGAGCCAUAUUAAAAGAUUUCGAUUAA